GCUAAGUCAAGAAUAUCAGAAUAGGUAUCUAAAGUCUAGAAGCUUAUGUUAGGCUAUCGAUAUCUGGCCAAAAUAUCCACCUACAUUGCGUAUUCUCUGUACCGUUCCAGCGAUCCUUCUCGACCGACAACACUGCCUAGGCGACAUAGAAGCACGACUAUACAGUUCCAGCCUCCUGCAGCCAUUGACGGUAUGAUGCGCCAAAGUCGGUAACCCCUUACUCGCCAAUGGACCGCACGCGCAACAGCAAGAUUAGCGAGAUCGAGCAGCAGCACAAGCCAUGUUCUCUACCAUCACCACUGCUCCGGCUAAGCAGUCCGUCAGCGAGACAAUAACCGUCCUCAGCGGCCGUCUUAGCUCAGCCACUCUUCUCGAAGACCGUCGUGCUGCCAUACUUGGAUUGCGAAGUUUUGCCAAAGAAUAUCCCGCUUCAGUUGCUUCGGGAGCUUUAAGGAGUCUAAUAGGGAGCUUGUCAAAGGAUGGCGAAGAUGUUGAUACCGUCAAGGUUGUCCUUGAGACAUUGCUGAUGCUGUUCAGUCCUAACCAGGAUAGUCCUGAAGCUUCGGAAGAGAUUGCUCUCUGGCUAGCCGACGAGUUUACUCAACGACAAGAGAACAUAACACUGCUCUUAGACUUCCUCGAGACCAACGAUUUCUACUCCCGAUUAUAUUCCCUACAACUUCUCCUCGCAAUCCUCUCUGCCCGCACGGAAAGAACGGAAGUAUGUGUCUUCACCGCUCCUCUCGGUAUCUCUAGGCUAGUGGCUGCCCUUGACGACCGAAGGGAAGCAGUCCGUAACGAAGCUUUAACCCUUCUUACCUACCUGACACCCUCUUCUCCCGAUAUUCAAAAGCUUGUGGCUUUCUCAAAUGUGUUUGGACGUGUCUUUGAAAUAAUAGCGGCCGAAGGAUCUUUGUCUGAGGGCGAUAGAAUAGUCGAAGACUGCCUGAUUCUUCUCGCUAACCUUUUACGUUUGAACCCUUCAAAUCAAAGUCUAUUCCGUGAAGAGGGUUACAUCCCUCAGCUAGCAAAGCUAUUAGAGAGUACAUACAAAACUGGGCAGGGGGCGGAGGAAGACGUUGCCCUCUGGGCACAGGAGCAGCGUAACAGAAAUAUAUACGCUCUACUUGCGGUUAUUCGACUUUUUCUUGUUUCCGGUGCCGUCGGUACAUUGCAGAAUCAGGCUGCUUUUUGGCAACAUGGUGUCCUCUAUCAUGCGCUGCAGCUUGCAUUUAGUCAUGACGCAGAGCUGCCCAUCAAAGCAGAGGCCAUGACAACUUGUGCGGAUAUUAUCAGAGGUAAUGCCAAGCUACAAGAAAGCUUUGCGCAACUACAAGUUCCCUCAGUCCUAGAGAUCGCUCCGCCGACCAAUGGACAGACGGGCAAGUCAAGUGGCAUUCCGGCCGUCUAUGUAAUCGACGGCCUCCUAGAUCUAGCACUGAGUGUGCCUACGAGCCAAGCAUUCGACUUGCGACUAGCUGCGUGCCAGUGUAUAAAGGCAUAUUUCUAUAAUCACCCCGAUGUCCGCCUCCAUUUUCUACGACGGGCGAUCGAGGGACACGCGUCUGGCAUGGACGAAACGGCUAACGUCCUGACUACCUUGCUACGACCGUCCAAUGAAUCGACCACGGUGGAUCCAUAUCGCCAUUGGUUUGCGGCUGUUAUCACUUUCCAUCUCAUAUUCGACAAUGCUGAAGCGAAAGCUCUCGCCAUGUCCGUGACAGAAGGCGACGCCGAUAGCGGCGAAGAGGUUGUAACAAGCAUUCAGACGAUCACCGCUCAUCUCGUCAGUGGGCUUGCCAGAGGAGACGAUGAUCGAAUAUCUGUGGGCUAUUUGAUGUUGUUAAUAGGAUGGCUAUUCGAAGAUCUUGAUGGAGUGAAUGACUUCUUGGGAGAAGGAAGCAAUAUUCAAGCACUCGCGCAAGAAGCUGUACGGCACAAUUCAAGCAGCCCCAUUGCUCAAGGCUUAUGCGCGAUGAUCCUCGGGGUUGUUUAUGAAUUCUCUACCAAAGACUCCCCAAUUCCUCGGGCCACGCUGCACGACGUUCUCAUGUCUCGAAUGGGCAGGGAAAAGUACAUUGACGCUCUUAAUAAGUUACGAAGCCAUCCAUUCAUGAGGAACUUUGAGGUUAUCCCGCAGAAACUUGAGAUUGCAGGCAAUCUGCCCGAUGUUUACUUUGAUGCGACCUUUGUAGAUUUCUUCAAGGACAACUAUAGUCGUAUGAUAAGGGCUAUUGAUCGCGAUCCCGGCAUGGAGAUUUCAGUGGUAACCAAUGGCGUCCAAAAGGGGAUUUCCCGCGAAAUGGUGGACUCGUUACGCGCGCAAGUCGACGAAAAGGAACGAACAUUACAAGCCACCCUCGUUGAUAUGGCCUCGCUCAGCGGAAAACUUGGGCAAGAACAAGCAGACCAUCGGCGGACCAAGGAAUCUUCUGAUGCAGAAUUGGCACGGAUCAAGAGUGUCAAUGAAGCCAUACAGCAACACCACAACGAGGAACUUAAGUAAAAAAAUCGGAGCGGAACAGCGGGCCAAGGAUCAAGCUCAUCAAAAACAAUUAGAGACUCUUCGAAGGGAAGCAGCCAAGGCCGCAGAAGCGAUCCAUGCUGAUUAUCGUGACAAGCAAGCGGAAUUGCAAAGACAACUUGACUACGUCCGUAAAACUGCGGAGGCGGAGGCCGCACGUAUUCAGCGACGAUCCGAGGCGGAAAUGGCAGACCUUCGGGCCACGAUUAGCCGUCU
This is a messenger RNA of Annulohypoxylon truncatum, 2740 nucleotides long. RefSeq names its product p115 like vesicle tethering protein. Lineage: Eukaryota; Fungi; Ascomycota; Sordariomycetes; Xylariales; Hypoxylaceae. The coding region runs from base 281 to 2506 and encodes 741 amino acids. The record is from RefSeq and is a predicted model, not a curated record. The transcript has 3 exons. Gene Ontology annotation, cellular component: Golgi stack; Golgi membrane; endoplasmic reticulum. Gene Ontology annotation, biological process: transcytosis; vesicle fusion with Golgi apparatus; endoplasmic reticulum to Golgi vesicle-mediated transport.